This is a messenger RNA of Ambispora leptoticha, 2610 nucleotides long. NCBI's taxonomy places the organism in Eukaryota, Fungi, Glomeromycota, Glomeromycetes, Archaeosporales, Ambisporaceae. The record is from the annotation of a GenBank genome assembly.
AUGGCUUGUGACGAAUGUAAACCUGAGUUAUCGAAACCUGUUGGUUAUGAUCCUAAUGCUAAAGCAACUUGUCAAUGUGAAUACUAUGAAAAACGUGAAGUAGAAGAAAUUUUGUCAAAAACCAAAGAGAUAAAACUAAUAGGAUUAGCAGUAACUGAUGAUAGAAAAAAUGACAUUAAGAAAAUAUCAACUUUUUCUGCUGAAUAUAAAAAUAACAUUUUUUUUACCAUUGACAUAAAUCCAGUAUUAGAUGCCGUUAACUGUUUUUUGAAUGAAGAAGAUUACUUAAAUAUAUUUGCAAAGAAGAUAAAUGAAUAUAAAAACAUGGUUAAUGAGGUUGAUAAAGUAUCAAAUGAAAUCAACAAUAUGUUGAGAGGGAUCGAUGCCUCCAAUCGACCCAUUGUUUUGUCGGGGGGAAUAAUAUCUUUAUUCACCAGCGAUGACAAUAAUUUCAAGGAUAAUUUUGAUAAUUUAGACAAAGAAAACUUGUUUAAAGACUUUUUUAAUUCAAUAAGAGAAAACUUGAAAAAUGUAAAAAUAUUUGAAGACAAACUAGAGACAACUUUAGACAGAUUCAACACAUUAAAAGCUUGUAAGCACGAAUUGCUGGAAAACGGACUAUUAGCCAGAAUAUUAAGUAAGUUAAAUGCAAAAAUAUUACCUAUUCUUAUAAAAUAUAAAGACUACGAUGUAAUGGGGUUAUUUUAUAAAAGAUUUCUCAAAUACGCAGGGAUAACGGAUGUAAAGAAAGGAAUUAUUUUAACUCCAGAACAUAUUGCAGAAUUAUUUUGUGAGUUAGCAGAUUUACAUCCUAGUGAUGUUGUUUUAGAUAGUUGUUGUGGUUCUGGAACAUUUCUAAUAAAAGCUAUGAAAUAUAUGAUAGAUAAGUCGGAUAAACUUCCAGAUACAGUUACUUCAAUUAAAAAGAAUAACUUAAUUGGUAUAGAAAAUCAUUCUGGAAUGUUUACAUUGUCUUUAGCUAACAUGAUGUUCCAUGGGGAUGGAAAGGCUCAAAUUCAUUUUGGAGAUUGUUUCAAAAAAAUUGAUGAAAUCAAAAAAAGUGAUAAUAAUAGACCAACAGUAGGAUUUAUAAAUCCUCCCUAUGGUGGUUCAGACUCUGAAAAAAAUCCUAUAAAAAAAGAAAUUAGGUUUAUAAAAAAAAUGUUGGAAAUAGUAAAGAAGAAAUUAGUUGUUAUUGCUCCCAUUUCUGUCUUUAUUCAAGAUAGUAACUUAAGAAAAGAAAUUUUGGAAAGACAUACUCUAAAGGCAGUCAUAAGCAUGCCUGAUGAUCUUUUUAUGCCUAACGCAUCUGUCAAAACAGCAAUAGCGGUUUUUGAUGCUAAUACACCUCAUAAACAAAAAAAUGUCUUAUUUUACAAUCUAAAAGAAGAUGGAUAUUCAGUUCAAAAAAAUAAAGGAAGAAUAGAUAUUUUUGGAAGAUGGGAUUCCAUAAAGAAAAAAUUAUUGAAUGUUUUUAAGAAAAUGGAUGAAAAAACAAAAACAGUUAGUGGAAUUGCUAAUAUAGUUAAUGACAAAAGUUACUUUAAAAGUUAUAUAAAAAAAUACUUGGAAUACCAAAUUAAACUUAAUAAUGAGUUACUAGAUAAGGAUUUAGAUUUCAUAACUUUGUUUGAAAUAGCAUCUAACGAAAUGGAUAUGAGCAACUUGUUAGAAGAAUCGAACGAAGAAAUACCUCUUGAAACCUGCCAAGAUUUUCUUUUAAAAGAUAUCUUUAAUGUUUUAAACAAGCCAAAUAAAAAAGUCAAGGGUAAAAAAGAAGAAAAAACUGAUCCAGCACCAAACAUUUCUAACCAAGAAAUAUAUUUAGAAAAUUUCUAUGGAAGAAUCUUAUUAGUAGGAGCAAAAAAUAAUAAUAAUGGGGUAGUUAAAAUCACCUCUAAAGAAGAGGAAGUUAGAGAAUACAAAAAUUGCAUUACCCUAAACAAGACAGGAAAUGGAGGAGCAGGAUUAGUGAGUAAGGAACAAGAAUUAAUUGCCUCUCUUCAAGAAAGAGUCAGAGAAUUAGAAAACGAGCGAGAAGAAUUUACUAGAGGUGGUAUCAAAAUCCUCUUUUCUGGCAAAGCUAAUGCCCAACAAGUGGCCAGAAAAGUUAAACCUAGAACCUUAAAGGAAGUUCCUGAAUUAAGUAUCGGUUCAGAAGAAGAAAAAUCUAAAAAUUUAUAUCAUGGUAAAGUGGAUUUAAUCUUAACUGACCCUCCUUAUAACACCGGUAAAGAUUUUCGCUAUAAUGAUAAGUGGGAUGAAGACCCUAAUGACGAAGGAUUAGGAGAUUAUAUGCUUAAGCCAAGCGGAGUGUUGGCUAUUUGUAUUGAUUAUCGAGAAAUUUCUAGGCUGACUUGCUUACUAAAUGAAAUAUUUGGUGAAAAAAAUAGGUUAGGAAUCAUCAGUUGGCAAAAAGCAACAGUUAACAGCAUGGUCGAACAUAUUUCUGUUUGUACAGAAUUCAUUUUAAUUUACACUAAAGAUAAGAAAAAUGCUAAGACUAAUCUCUUGCCCAAGUCUGCUGAAGAUUUUAAUGUUUACAAAAACCCCGACAAUGACCCACUUGGCAGUUGGGUUGUCGGCAACCCAACUGCGCCAAAGACCUAA